AUGGUCGCUGGUGUAGAAGAAGUCGCCAAGCUCAUUUCCCGCUAUACGCACGUCGAGUUCAUAUGUCAAAAACGGCAGGAGGUCACUCUCGACAAUGAGUUCGAAGAGCGAUUGCUCAAUUUGUAUGGGCAAUUCUAUGGCGUGGAACACAAGGAUCCUGUGCGCAGUGGUCGCAGGGAAACACACAAGCACCGGGAAGAGGACAACAUGCUGGUCUCAGUUGCACGGGGGAGAAGCAUUCAAGGAUAUGGUUUGCUGUGA
Molecule: messenger RNA, 261 nt
Organism: Letharia columbiana
Lineage: Eukaryota; Fungi; Ascomycota; Lecanoromycetes; Lecanorales; Parmeliaceae
Exons: 2
Coding region: 1-261 (86 amino acids)
Source: RefSeq, a predicted model, not a curated record